AUGUCUUAUAAUUACGAGGAACUAAGUCUAAGUGAAGCAACUGAUUUGUUGCGUCAAUGGCGCGAAAAUAAUGAAAGGAAAAGUAAGGAGAUUCUGGAAUUAUGGUCAACUGUACUAGAGGUGAACCUGAAUAAAUAUGGCAAUGAAAAAUAUGUUAUAUUUGAACAAAUAAUUUAUGCUGCUCUUGACUGUCAUUAUUAUGGUAUAGCGCAUUCACUGAUAUACACUCUGUCAGUUGAGUUUCCAGGGAGUCUUAGAGUAAUGCGUUACAAAGCAGCACUGCUCGAAGCUGAAGAGAAAUAUGAUGAGGCACUUAACAUUCUUGAUAGUAUUAUAAAAGCUGAUGAAACUAAUGCGGCAGCAAGGAAAAGGCGAGUUGCCGUGCUGAAGGCACGAGGCCUUAUAAAUGAAGCUAUAAAAGAACUUGCAGACUAUUUAAAAAAAUUCAUGUCAGACGUUGAGGCGUGGCAAGAGUUGUGUGAGCUCUAUCUCCAGGUACAGGAGUAUGGGCGUGCCGCCUUCUGCGCCGAGGAGCUGAUUCUUCAUCAGCCCCACAAUCAUUUGAUGCACCAACGCCUUGCCGACAUCCGUUACACUAUGGGUGGCAUAGAGAACAUGGAAUUGGCGAAAACCUACUACUGCCAAGCACUGAAGUUGAAUCCGGACAACAUUCGUGCAUUAUUAGGCUUGUUCUUGGUGGCGAAUAACCUUGUGGGCCAUUACAAGUCCUCGGGCAGUUCCAAACGGAAAGAGGCUUGGAAAUAUGAUGCUGUCCCUCUCACUUGCCGAGUAGAUUAUACUUUAAUACAAAGGGAAAAGUGCAAGAAACUAUCUUCAAAU
Messenger RNA from Iphiclides podalirius (scarce swallowtail), 840 nucleotides. NCBI's taxonomy places the organism in Eukaryota, Metazoa, Arthropoda, Insecta, Lepidoptera, Papilionidae. The record is from the annotation of a GenBank genome assembly.